AUGUAUAAGUUCGUCUUUCAAAACCCAUUUAAGCUCAAACACCAACGAGGGCUGCAGACGUCAGCACAUUCCCUUUACUACGUCAGCACAAGGGAGAAAAAAACAACAAUUAUAAAGGGAGAAGAGAAUCUCGCCUUAUCCCUUCAUAGUGGAAAUCAAAAGAGUUCCAUUUUUCUGUUAGUAGGUUUAAAGAUUGUAUUUUGCUUCCGAAAAUCGAGAUGGGUUGUGCUGGGAAGACAGUUUCUUGAAUAUCAGCGAUCUCCCGGCCGUGGGCCCACCCUUCCACGUCAGCAAAUGAAGGAGCGUCAGCGUUGGCGGCCUGAGGAGGAUUCGUUACUCCGCGCGUACGUACGCCAGUACGGCCCGCGCGACUGGCACCUCAUCUCCCAGCGCAUGAACUCCCCUCUCCACCGAGACUCCAAAUCCUGCCUCGAGCGUUGGAAAAACUAUCUCCGUCCAGGCAUAAAAAAAGGUUCCCUCACGCCUGACGAGCAGGCCCUCGUAAUCCGUCUCCAGGCCAAACACGGCAACAAGUGGAAAAAAAUUGCAUCCGAAGUCCCUGGGAGGACAGCUAAGCGUCUCGGCAAGUGGUGGGAAGUCUUCAAGGAGAAACAGCUCCGUCAGCAAAACGAGCAACACGGCAAAAACGAGGCCUCGCUAGUCGAGCCGAUAAAGGAGCGGAAAUACGACCACAUUCUCGAGACUUUCGCCGAGAAGCUCGUUAAGGAGCCGGCCCGUUUAACUCCCAUGCCUCCGAGCCCGGUUCCGAACGGCACGGGCCUGGGCCCGCUUCCGCCAUGGAUGGCGGCGGGCCCGGGCCCGAGUUCUCCGUCGGUGGCUCUGACACUUUCGGGCCCGCCGGGCCCGGCAAUCUCCUGGCUGCAAGGGCCCGUGGGCUAUGGUUCUAAUAAUAAUAAUAAUGGUGGGCUCGUUUUUUCAGAGAUUGGGGAGUGUUGGAGGGAAAUGGAGGAAGGGCAGAGGGCUUGGGCGGCUCACCGGAAAGAGGCGGCGUGGAGGCUGAGGAGAGUGGAGCUGCAGCUGGAAUCGGAGAAGUCGAGCAAACGGAGGGAGAAAUCGGAGGAAUUUGAGGCGAAGGUGAGGGCUUUGAGGGAAGAGGAGAAGGCGGCGUUGGAGAGGAUUGAGGUUGAGUAUAGAGAGCAGCUGGCGGGGCUCAGGCGGGAGGCGGAGGUUAAGGAGCAGAAGCUGGCGGAGCAGUGGGCGGCGAAGCAUGCUCGNAUGUUGGGAUAG
Striga asiatica is the source of this 1248-nucleotide messenger RNA. NCBI's taxonomy places the organism in Eukaryota, Viridiplantae, Streptophyta, Magnoliopsida, Lamiales, Orobanchaceae. The record is from the annotation of a GenBank genome assembly.